CAUCCCACAACCUCACCAUCAAUCCACCAAACGAUCAACAACCCACAAAAUCAACUCACCAAAAACUGCAAUGUUCCGCUUCCGCAAAACCCUCGACGUCCUAACCCUCUUCCACGCCCCCGCCUCCGCCGCUUCAAAGCGCAUCCUCGAAACCCUACGCUCUAGCCCAGCAGCGCACAAAAAGUCCUUUGAGCUCGACGUCGUUGAGGCGCCCACGGUACCGACGCCAACGCAGCUGGCGUCGAUACUGGAGUUCACCGGGAAGAGCAGGGUUGGGGAGGUGGUCCCUGGUGCGAGGAGCGAAGACGAUGCGGCGAGGAUGCUUAAGGUUGAGGAGGAGGGAGGGGCAGGGAGGAUGGUUAGGCCGCUUCUGGUCGAUUGGAAUAAUGGACGGGCGGUGGUCGGGGGGGAUGAAGGUGCCGUUUUGAGGUUGUUGGAGACGUUGCCGGGGAGUUAAGGGUUGGAGGUGGGUGGUAUUUGUGGCGUGCUGGUGUGCUGGUAUGCUGGCGGAGUGGUUUGGGUCUUGUCUUGCAAGUCGAGGGCUGUUCUCCCGUCUGUUUUCGCUUCGAAAGUGUUGCCGUCGACCUACUGUGCAUGGUAACACGAUUAGUAGCUAAGGUCAUGUUCAGAGAGGUGGGGGGUCAUAUGGGAGCUUUCUGGUCCUAUUGAAACCACAAA
This is a messenger RNA of Tuber melanosporum (Perigord truffle), 678 nucleotides long. RefSeq lists its product as uncharacterized. Gene Ontology annotation, cellular component: mitochondrion. Gene Ontology annotation, molecular function: oxidoreductase activity. The coding region runs from base 71 to 457 and encodes 128 amino acids. The record is from RefSeq and is a predicted model, not a curated record. NCBI's taxonomy places the organism in Eukaryota, Fungi, Ascomycota, Pezizomycetes, Pezizales, Tuberaceae. The transcript is spliced from 2 exons.